This is a messenger RNA of Oncorhynchus gorbuscha (pink salmon), 5819 nucleotides long. RefSeq names its product zinc finger protein 148 (gene znf148). Gene Ontology annotation, cellular component: nucleus. Bases 1038 to 3458 code for a protein of 806 amino acids. Gene Ontology annotation, molecular function: RNA polymerase II cis-regulatory region sequence-specific DNA binding; DNA-binding transcription factor activity, RNA polymerase II-specific. The transcript has 6 exons. The record is from RefSeq and is a predicted model, not a curated record. Gene Ontology annotation, biological process: regulation of transcription by RNA polymerase II. Lineage: Eukaryota; Metazoa; Chordata; Actinopteri; Salmoniformes; Salmonidae.
UUGCAAAGCAGAACACACAUAGUGCUUCACGACAGGUGAGCCGCAGAGCUAUCACAAAGCCGAACAACUACGGUACAGUCCCCAUGCGCUGCAGUUGGGCCAGAUGCGGUGAUGUUUCUUUUCUGUCGCGGCGUAUAUCAACACAGCGGAUACACUUUUCCCAGAUAAACCAUGACUGUUGAACGACCUUAUUAGACCAUAAAGUAGGUAAGCAGGCUAACGUUACGUAAGUUAGCUAGGCUAGCCAACUAAUGCUAAUAGCUGGCUAACGUUAUGUCAGUUGUGAACAGUUUGGUCUGCCGUGCUUUUAAGCUAACUUAAACUACGUCUCGAUUUGACUUGUCUUAAGCGAAGCUAAAUCUUGAUUUGAGGUAUUGUAGCUAGCUAUCUUAGUUAUGUUGUUGUUGGUUUUGAUCAGGCAUAACUAGCUAGCUUACGUUUACCAUUCACAGCUAGCUAGCUAAUUAUAUACUGCAAACUACGUUAGCUAGCUAACCCUUGUCCACACUGCCGGUAGUUUUCUAGCUAGCUAACGCAGUUGUUACUUGUUUAGCUAACUAACGAAAGUUGUCUAGCUAACUAAAGUUACCUAUAAUAACACCUAGUUACAUAUUUAGGUAGUUCAAGUACGUUAAUCUAGUUGGUUAACUAGCUAAUCUAUCCAGUUGACCACUAGCGACAGAUGAUGAAAUAUUAACGUUAGCUAACUAUAGUAUGGUCAAAAAGCUUAGUUUUAUUGCUGACGUUAAUUUUUAGACAGGUUGACGUGCUAUUAUGAGUAAACGGGUUUGUGUUGGCUAACGUUAUUUGUUUGGUUGAUCAUCUUUAGGUAGCUAACUACGUUAUCAGCUAAACCUUAGAUUACUCAAUGAUGGCCCCACUAAAUUGUAGCUAGCAAGCAUUUGUAGUGAUUUACUAUUAACGUUAGCCUAUUUCUACCAAAGCUAAAUACUGGUGUUUUGUUUGUCUUUACCUAGCUAAUACUUCUGCCCUCUCUUAACAACACAGACACCUAGCUAGCUAGGUCUCUAGUAAAGAUGAACAUUGAUGACAAGCUGGAGGGGAUGCUGCUAAAGUGUAGUGGGGUAGUGGAUGAGAGGGUGGGGAUAGGAGGAGGAGGUCUGGUCGUCAUGACCCUGGGCGAGAGGGGGUUAGCCCACCACCCCCUGUUAGCUGAUGAUAAUGAUGAUGAUGAAGAGGAUGAUGACCUGACAGGGGUUUCAAUAGUGUCUCAUGACUUGAUUGCAACUGAUGAACUGAUGGUACAUGAGGAGACUGUGAAGAAUGACCGGGAAGAGGGAAUGAUGCAGAGACUCGCACACAAGCUGCCAUGCACGCUCCACAUGCCUGCGAGCAUCAAACAAGAGUUGAAGCUGUCUUCGGAUCCACUGAUGCUGGGAAAGAAAGAGAGAAAGCAGCCCAGGGACCUCACAACAGAGUGUCACAAGAAGAAGAGAAAACAGCGCUCUCCUGCCAAGAUUCUCACCAUCAAUGAGGAUGGAUCAUUGGGUCUCCAGAGUCCAAAGUGUCAUGUAUGUGGGCACUGCAAUGCAGCUUUCCGAACAAACUACCAUCUACAAAGACACGUCUUCAUCCACACUGGUGAGAAGCCAUUUCAGUGCAGCCAGUGUGAUAUGCGCUUCAUACAGAAAUACCUUCUCCAGAGACAUGAGAAGAUCCACACUGGUGAGAAGCCCUUCCGCUGUGAGGAGUGUGGCAUGAGGUUCAUUCAGAAAUACCACAUGGAGAGGCACAGAAGGACCCACAGUGGAGAGAAGCCCUAUCAAUGUGACUACUGCCACCAGUACUUCUCCAGAACAGACCGGGUUCUAAAGCACAGGCGCAUGUGCCGUGAGAGGAAAGCCCACAAGACAGCAGCAGUGGGGAAAGAUGGAGGACUCCUGAGCGACACAGAAUCUCUGGCCUUCUCCUUCCCUGCCAAGGAGUGCUCACUGCCCAAGAAGAAACGCCUGAAGACCUCAGACAAGUCUCAAUGUGCUCUCUCAGCUGCUGCCACUGAAAACGUUGCCACAGUCGCUUCUCUUGGCGACAUGGAUGGGGAGGUGGAGCAAAGACCGAGCAAAAUUGAAUGUCUACCUCUCUAUGUGGUUACCUCCAAGGUGGUUAAAGACGAGUAUGUGAUGGCAGAUUAUUCUGUGGCACUUCCUGACACAUCUAGUGGGCGGCAGUUGGGGCUGGGUGGGGAGACUUUCUCCUCUGAGGAGAUUUAUCCUCCCAAGCUGGUCCUCAAGAAGGUCCCCAAGAGGAGUCUGAAGCAACCAACUGAACCUGAACCACCUGAGAGUUUAUCCCCUUUGUCCUCUUUCGAAGACUGCAAAGUCACCAGGUACACGUUUGAGAUUGUUGACAAACAAGGUCUUCUGGACGUGGAUGUGGCUAACUCUGACCUGGAGCCAGUAGACGCUCUCCCAGGAGGGCAGACGAAACCAGCAUCCAGCAGCACACACUACGACGAUGCCAUGCAGUUCCUGAAGAAGAAGAGGUAUCUCCAGCAGGUUGCUAUGGCAAACAACGACAACCGAGAUUACGCUGUUAAUGUAAGCAGCAUUGCGUCCCACCCUUCCGCUACACAAGUCGCAGUGGCCAGCGUCAUUGACGAAACCGUUCCCGCCACCAUCUUGGAACCCCAGCCGUUGAGUGUCGAGCUCAAGUCCAAUCACGACAAGAACGUGCUCCCGGAUGAGGUUCUCCAGACUCUCCUGGACCACUACUCGAACAAGGCCAACGUGCAGCCAGAUAUCUCCUUCAGUGUGGCCGACACUGAGGUGACAUCCAGCAUCUCCAUCAACUCCUCCGAUGUGUCUGAGGGCAGCCCGGUAGAAAGCUUGGGAGGUAACUCUCAAGCCCCAUCAGCAGAGAAAUCUAGCCUCCUGCACGAGUACUCCAAGUUCCUCCAGCAAGCACUGGAGAGGACGAGCCAGAACGAUAGCUACCUGAGCAGCCAGAGUCUUACCUUUGUCACCGAGAGCCCCAGCCUUUCCAACCAGCCUCUGUUCUCUACAGAGAAGCAGUACCCUUCCCCCAGUAGGUUUACCGCUGGUACUGGUAAGUCAGGGAUGAACUCUCCACUAAGGUCUACCUUGGAGAAACCCCAUUUUGGACUCCUUGUAGGGGACUCCCAGCACUCUUUCUCAUUUUCGGGUGAUGAAACCACUACCUCGGCCGUGUCGCCAACCGACGAUUUUCUGGAGGGAGUUGCGUCCUCGAAAAAGACUGAUGCUCAAGGGUUGCAUCAGGCUUAUCAAAUCAGCACCUUCGAUCAGAACUUCCCGUUGCAGUUCCAGACCUCACGUUCUGGAAUCGCCUCCCAGUUUACUAUUGCCAAUGGACAAGUCAGUCUGCGAAGUCACGGAACAGACUUCUCGGAAUUCCCCAUUGAGACGAGGUCUCAAUUGAACUCUUCCCCUGAUGCUACAAGCAGUCAAACGUUUGGUUGAGGAUAAUAUUUACAUUAUUAUGAUAAUUUUAAAAGGCACUUUAUACCCAUAUCCUCUGUCCUGCCAAAAUAGGUUACACUGCAAAGCUGGGUGUUGCUCAAAGCAUUUAAUGAUUUAAAAAUAUAUAAUUUCUGUUAGAUUAAAGUGGUCAAUUUUGCGAAUCGUGAAAAAUAAAUAAUAAUGUAUAUGAAGCAAAACAUUAAAUUGGGUUUUUGGGGAAGAAACUACAGCCCAACCUAUAUUUUUUGGGGGUAUGGUUCUGAUUUUUUGGGGGGGGUGGUCUAAAACUUAGUUUUAGAUCUAUUGAUUCACUGUUUUACAGCGUGGAAAUUAAGUGUCAUUUUCCCACACUGAAUUCUCAAAUUGCCAUCCAAAAAGGCAAUUAUCCAAUAACUAUGCUUCAAAUAUUGUUUUCAUACAUUGUGAUAAUAAUAUAUGCCAUUUAGCGGACGCUUUUAUCCAAAGCGACUUACAGUCAUGUGUGCAUACAUUCUACGUAUGGGUGGUCCCGGGAAUCGAACCCACUACCCUGGCGUUACAAGCGCCAUGCUCUACCAACUGAGCUACAGAAGGACCACAUAAUGACACAUCAUGAAAAUGGACACAAGUGUUCAGAUCAGCCCAGUAGUGAAAUGGAUUUGAUUGCAUGGUCACUCUAUUUUUGUCUCCAAUCUAAUUUUCUGCUUGACUUCAAUCAUGUUUCUUCCACCUUUUUAUUGCUUUAACUCUAACUAGGUAUCUGUGCCUGUAUUUAUAAAGUGUCUCAGAGUAAUAGGAAAGAUUUUAACUAACCCAAGAUGGACCAGAGCCUGUAGUUUCCAAUGGGCACAAAUUAAUCAUAGUGGGCAGAACAAGCAAGGAGGUGGGCAGAGCCAGCACGAGCUAGUGAGAUCCUAUUGGCCUGUUCUAGCAUUUAUUUGCAUAUUUCCGUUCGGGAACGCCUACACUGAAGUACGCGUGUGCAAUAACUCAAUUCGCCCUUGCACUCCUAACAAACGUAUUUUUAAAAAAUAAAAUAAAAAUUAUUUGGCGAAGGGUGACGUCUACAAAACGCAGUCUAUUCUGUUGGAGAUUCUAGUUUUGGAAACAGAACUGUAUGGAGAUCAAAUGUUUAAUCAAUGAGAAAAUUAGUAGAAUGCCUGCCACAAUUCUUCUCGCUCCAUCUUUUCCCACUGCCAGCCACUGAGCUUGCUAACAUCCCCAUAGUGAGUGGAAAUGCCAACGGGAUGCUUCACAAUUAUUUAUAUAUCUGGCUCAUUGUUUUAACUGUGGUAAUGGUGCUGGUCUCAGGUCAGUUUUGCCUUUUCGAUCAUCAUAAUGUAUGGACAGGGGGGGCUGGUCCUAGAUCUGAGACCAUAUGAAGGGACCCUGUUACCAUGUGACGUGUCGGCAUAACAGUCCUGCUAUAUAACUGCUGAAUGUAUAGUUGUCCACUUGUUGAUUAUGUAUAGUUGCUUGCUAGACUCCUGUUUUCAAGUUGACACCAUGGUAAGAGUGGGUAUCUUCAUGGUGUAUAGCCUGAAAUAUAUAGUUUUGAUUUGAUCAUAUGAUGAUCACAAGAUUUUGAUUUGAUCAAUCUUACUUUGAAGUCAAGUUAUUCAAAGCUCUCCCCCUGAAAGAAAUGUAUGAGUUUGUAUGGUUGAUGGUGUGGAAUCAAGUGUAUAAUUCAUCAUCAAUCACCGGAACUAUUAUAAUGGCUAAGACAAAUCUAGACAUUUGAUUUUUCUUAAUAUUGAAUUGUUUGCACAAUGGACCUUAAGUGAGGUCAUGUGGUGAUAACCUCAUUCAGAUCUUUUUAGAGUUUAGAUUAUGGUUCAAAUGAAAACCGAAAUGCUUUGGUAUUGGUCAUAAAAAUGUUACACAUAUUUGAUGCAUGCACUUAUCAGGAAACAAAUCAUGGGUCAUUUUUUUAUGUAUUAAUCUAGACAGUCAUAGGAUACUUGAAAUUCUCUAAGGGUUGGUACUCUUCGGGCCGGUUUUCCAGUACCAGGUUAAGACCACAGGACAAAAAAUCUCAAUGUAAAAUCUCCACAUCCAUUUAUUUUUAGUUCAUGAGUGGAAUGGGAAAUCAGUCUUUGAAUAUAUAUAAAAUAAACAUUUUGCACACACUUCAUUAUGGGAGAAUGUAUGUCAGUCAUUGUAAGAUAAUUGCCCAUUCAGCACAACUUUAUAUCGUAUAUUAACACAUGUAGCUGUAAGAGAUUCAAACGAUUGCUUCAUUUUAUUUAGGCUCCUGUCCUGGAAAACACAGUUGAAGUCGGAAGUUUACAUACACCUUAGCCAAAUACAUUUCAACUCAGUUUUUCACAAUUCCUGACAUUUAAUCCGAGUAAAAAUUCCCUAUUUUAGGUCAGUUAGGAU